Gongylonema pulchrum is the source of this 530-nucleotide messenger RNA. NCBI's taxonomy places the organism in Eukaryota, Metazoa, Nematoda, Chromadorea, Rhabditida, Gongylonematidae. The record is from the annotation of a GenBank genome assembly.
UUGAAUUUUUCUAGGGAUGAUGUAAAUUAUGCUAUCGAGGAACUCGACUAUUUCUCCAGUUAUGGUAAGCACGGUUCACUGGCUGGUGUAAUCUUCCUGGUUUUGCGAGAAGCGUACAAGAAAAGCGAUGAGCUGAUGAAGAAAGGUUGUUGUUUGAACAUAUUCAGUGCUAGUCCAGCAAUCCUGGAAUCAUUCGUGGCAGUUCACGAGUUAUUUGAUCUGAACGAUAAAAUGCGAGUGAAAAUCUAUGAAGGUUUAAUCCAAAUCUACGGUGGGCAUUUUUCUUUUUUUGGUCCCAAGCUCAAAAUAAUUUUUCUUCGCAUAACUCCAGCAAUCCUGGAAUCAUUCGUGGCUGUUCACGAGUUAUUUGAUCUGAACGAUAAAAUGCGAGUGAAAAUCUAUGAAGGCUUAAUUCAAAUCUACGGUGGGCAUUUUUUUUUUUUUGGUCCCAAGCUCAAAAUAAUUUUUCUUCGUGUAACUGUACAGGAAUUCAUUUGCUUUCAUUUUCAGGACGAGCAAGCAAUUUGAAU